UAUUUCCAAACACCCAGCUGCAACACCACGAACAAAACCCCUCUUCCGUUUUCAGGCAUCACUGUCCCUAUUAAACCUUUUACCCCAACCCUAACCCUAACCCUAACCGUCUCUCUCUGUCUGUCUGUCUGUCUGUCUCUCUAAUAUGACCACCGCACAACCCACCAAGAACGGCUUCGUCAACGCUGCGGAAGCUGACGCCCAGCCACUCACAUCCGAAACCACCCCCGCCCCAAUUACAGUGCCCGAGUCCGACCCAACAACAGAUAACAAUCCGGACCAAAAUCCCGAACCCGAAUCUGGUCCCAAUUCGGACACCGGGGCUGCCACUACCCCAACGAACGUCGGCAACGAUUCCACCUCCAUAGCUGAUAAUCGAUGGCCGGGUUGGCCCGGGGACUGCGUGUUUCGGCUAAUUGUGCCGGUUCUGAAGGUCGGUAGCAUUAUUGGCCGCAAAGGCGAGCUCAUUAAGAAGAUGUGCGAGGAGACCCGAGCUCGCAUUCGGGUCCUGGACGGCGCUGUUGGAAAUCCUGAUCGCAUCGUGCUGAUCUCUGCAAGGGAAGAGCCAGAGGUACCUCUGUCACCUGCAAUGGAUGCUGUAAUAAGAAUAUUCAAACGUGUCUCUGGAUUAACUGAGAGUGAGGGGUCUGGUGCUGCUGGAGUUGCAUUCUGUUCCAUCCGGUUGUUGGUAGCAUCUACCCAAGCAAUUAAUUUAAUUGGAAAACAAGGAUCAUUAAUCAAAUCUAUACAAGAGAGUACCGGAUCUUCUGUGCGAGUAUUGUCCGGAGAGGAGGUUCCGUCCUAUGCUGCUGCAGAUGAGAGGAUUGUUGAAUUGCAGGGAGAAGCUUUAAAGGUUCUCAAAGCUGUAGAAGCGGUAGUGGCUCACCUGAGGAAGUUUUUGGUUGAUCAUAGUGUUAUUCCGCUUUUUGAGAAGACACAUUCGACAAUCUCACAAGAGCGCCAACCAGAUACUACCUGGGCUGACAAGUCGUUGCUGCAUACUGCUUCUCAAACUGGAGUGAGCACUAAUUACCCUCUCUCAUCAAAGAGGGAGUCUUUGUUUCUUGAACGUGAAACUCAAUUGGAAUCACAACUCCCUUCUGCUGGAAUUUCACUUUAUGGAAAAGAUCUUUCUAUUUAUGGAAAAUAUCCUUCUAUUUAUGGACAAGACCCUUCUGUUUACAGGCAAGGGUCUAUUUAUGGACAAGAUCCUUCUCUUUCUUCUAUCCGUUCUUCGGGAAUUGGUCGUCCCGGUGCUCCUAUUGUUACUCAGAUUGCACAAACAAUGCAAAUUCCUCUAUCUUAUGCGGAGGACAUUAUCGGGGUUGAAGGGUCAAAUAUUGCAUUCAUUCGUCGCAGUAGCGGAGCCAUCUUAACUGUGCAAGAGAGUAGGGGACUACCUGAUGAAAUUACUGUAGAAAUAAAAGGCACCUCAUCACAGGUUCAGAUGGCUCAACAACUGAUUCAGGAGGUUAUAAACAGUCGCAAGGAACCAGUUACAAGUAACUAUGGCGUGAUGGAUACUGGAUUGAGGUCAUCCUACUCUCAGUUAGGUGCUCCAUCCUACCCAUCAUCGUCACUACCCUCACAACCCUACGGCGGCAAUUAUGGAUCGUCUGGUCCAGGAGGAGGCUACAGCAUGUUUAGGCUCUGAAUUAAUUGGUAAGCAAGGACUAAUGGUGGCUUUUCUGCUUUGAAUUGAGUUAUUUCCAAAUGAUUCUAAUCAAUGAAAACUUAAUGUUGGAGGUAGUAUUUAUAAAGUUGCCAAGAAGGGGUCGGGGUCCCGUUUUGUCAUCUGAAUCAUCAGAUUCGUUGUGUUGGUAGCUUUCCAAGGUAACUAAGCUUGAAAGGGAUAUAGAAGACUGUAAUGAAAUAGUAGCGGUUUUCGUGUUGCUUCAUGAGCAUUUGAAUAUUUAUGUUUCAUUUUUUCAACUUUUAUCAAACUUUGGAUUUGUAAUCCUGUUCUUGAAUAAAAGCAUUAUUCUAGGCUAGUAACAAA
Malus domestica (apple) is the source of this 1999-nucleotide messenger RNA. Its product is annotated as RNA-binding KH domain-containing protein PEPPER. Lineage: Eukaryota; Viridiplantae; Streptophyta; Magnoliopsida; Rosales; Rosaceae. The record is from RefSeq and is a predicted model, not a curated record. Gene Ontology annotation, molecular function: mRNA binding. Gene Ontology annotation, biological process: regulation of gene expression. Gene Ontology annotation, cellular component: nucleus; cytoplasm.